Molecule: messenger RNA, 150 nt
Organism: Gongylonema pulchrum
Lineage: Eukaryota; Metazoa; Nematoda; Chromadorea; Rhabditida; Gongylonematidae
Source: the annotation of a GenBank genome assembly
CAUGAACCGGAUGAGACAAUUUCGAAGAUCGGUGUACAUUCUGGCCAGAAGCAGGAGCCAACACGAUGGCGACGUUGUUGUCAGUUGGUCGAUAGCCGUCACAAUGUCACGGAUAUCAAGUUUUCACCGCGAUACCUUGGACUGAUGUUG